CACUUGUGCGGUUGUCGUAGAGCUUUCGGCAUGGGCUGCGCUCCGACGAGCGCAGGCCCACCACCUGUCCGCAAACCUUCAGCUGCAAACCACGAGAAAAUCGUCGUCCCAACCCACCAAUCGAUCACGUAUUGACUCAUCUCUGAGUCGGAGGUUGAAGGCAGAGAAAGCAAUGGCGUGAACGUCUUCAACCUCUGCGCCUGCGUUAAGCAAAUCGCACGUGUACAGCUCUCGUGACGUGACGAAGCCGUGCAGCCGCUGUUUCUUCUGGUGCUUUCGCAAGGUAGGGCGCUACAAAAAUCUGCCGGGGAACACGGCCACGCGUCGCCAGAUGUGCGGCAGCGGCUGGAGCUCCCUCGGCGCGGGUAGGGAAUAUAAAGCGGUCCCCCGGGCUUCCCACCUUCCCUCCCGUCCAUGAGAGCGCAUCGAGCGUGUUGGUCUGGUGCAAAGAGUGCUCUUCCAUCAAGAAGAAGCAGUCCUCGGCUUUAAGAUGACGGUGACUCCCGGGAUCACGAUCAGCGACGGGAAUCUGGUGGUCUAUGGGAAGACCAUCCUUACCGACGUCCCGGACAACAUCGUCCUCACUAGCGGCACCGGCGCCGGCCUCAUGGCUGGGGCCUUCAUCGGCGCCGCCGCCUCCGACAGCAAGAGCCUCCACGUCUUCCCCAUGGGCACCCUCCGGGGGCUACGGUUCAUGUGCUGCUUCCGUUUCAAGUUGUGGUGGAUGACGCAGAGGAUGGGAACGUGCGGGCGGGACGUGCCGCUGGAGACGCAGUUCCUGCUGGUGGAGGGCAAGGAGGCGGAGGCGUCCACCGUCUACACCGUCUUCCUCCCGCUCCUGGACGGCCCGUUCCGUGCCGUCUUGCAGGGCAACGACAAGGACGAGAUCGAGAUAUGCCUGGAGAGCGGAGACGAGGCGGUCGAAACAAAGCAGGGGAUGCACAUGGUCUACAUGCACGCCGGCGCCAAUCCCUUCGAGGUCAUCAGCCAGGCGGUGAAGGCGGUGGAGAAGCACCUGCAGACGUUCCACCACCGCGAGAAGAAAAAGUUGCCUUCCUUCGUGGACUGGUUCGGGUGGUGCACGUGGGACGCCUUCUACACAGACGUCACCGCCGAGGGUGUGGACCAAGGCUUGCGAAGCUUGUCCGCGGGCGGUGCUCCGCCGCGUUUCCUCAUCGUAGACGACGGGUGGCAGCAGAUCGGCAGCGAGGUCAGGGAUCAGACGGCUGCCGUUGUCCAGGAAGGAGCACAGUUCGCCAGCAGGCUGACGGGGAUAAAGGAGAACGCCAAAUUCCAACGCAAGCAGGGCGAGGGCGAGCGGCGCAGUGGGCUUAAGCAGGUAGUGGAGGAGGUCAAGAAACGCCGCGACGUGAAGUUUGUGUACGUGUGGCACGCAAUGGCCGGAUACUGGGGCGGGGUGAAGCCGGCGGUGCAGGGGAUGGAGCACUACGAGAGCGCGCUGGCGUACCCGGUGCAGUCGCCGGGGGUGAUGGGCAACCAGCCGGACAUUGUCAUGGACAGCCUCUCCAUCCAUGGCCUCGGCCUCGUCCACCCCAAGAAGGUGUACAGCUUCUACAACGAGCUGCACGCCUACUUGGCCGCUUGCGGCAUCGACGGCGUUAAGGUGGACGUGCAGAACAUCAUCGAGACGCUGGGCGCUGGCCACGGCGGCCGCGUCUCCCUCACCCGCGCCUACCACCAGGCCCUCGAGGCCUCCGUCACCCGCAACUUCCCCGACAACGGCUGCAUCUCCUGCAUGUGCCAUAACACCGACGGCCUCUACAGCGCGAAGCAGACGGCGGUGGUGAGGGCGUCGGACGACUUCUACCCGAGAGACCCGGCGUCGCACACCAUCCACAUCUCCUCUGUGGCCUACAACACCCUGUUCCUGGGGGAGUUCAUGCUGCCGGACUGGGAUAUGUUCCAUAGUCUCCAUCCAGCAGCAGAGUACCACGCUGCUGCUCGAGCAAUUGGUGGCUGUCCCAUCUACGUUAGUGACAAACCGGGCCACCAUAACUUCGAGCUACUGCGUAAGCUAGUGCUGCCGGACGGCUCCAUCCUGCGCGCGCAGCUCCCGGGUCGCCCGACGCGCGACUGCCUCUUCUGCGACCCAGCUCGUGACGGCACCAGCUUGCUCAAGAUAUGGAACGUCAAUAAGUGCUCCGGCGUGGUGGGGGUCUUCAACUGCCAAGGCGCCGGCUGGUGCAGGCAUACCAAGAAGACUCGCGUGCACGACGCCGCCCUGGGUACACUCACGGGCACAGUCAUUGCCACCGACGUCGACGCCAUCGCCCAACUCGCCGGCCCGGAUUGGGGCGGCCAAGCUGUCAUCUAUGCCUUCAAAUCAGGAGAGCUGAUUCGGCUACCCAAGGGAGCAACGCUGCCGGUGACUCUCAAAGUUCUCGAGUACGAGGUCUUCCAUGUCUGCCCUGUCAAGAACAUCACCCCGAGCAUAUCAUUUGCGCCGAUUGGCCUGCUAGAUAUGUUCAACACCGGCGGCGCGGUGGAGCAAUUCGACGUGAGCGUGACGUCAAACCACGCCGCCGCUGGACAAGACGACGGCCACGUCCCCAGCGAUCCGACGGCCACCCUGAGCACGGCCACUGUGGCACUUCGGGUGAGCGGCCGCGGGCGUUUCGGGGCGUACUCGUCACAGCGGCCACUCAGAUGCACGCUCGAUUCGUCGGACGUGGAGUUCAGCUACGACGAGGGGACUGGGCUUGUGACCAUCAACUUCCCGGUGCCGGAGAAGGAGAUGUACAAGUGGAGUCUGCAGAUCCAAGUUUAGAGGCAAAGCAGGAAGAUUUGAGGGUUGGGGAGUUGAAAUGUGAUGAUGCGUAGAUGACUACUAAUGAGGUGAUUUGAGGUGGAUGCAGCAACGUUCUAAUAAACAGCUAUCAUCGCACGAAACGAGCUCUCUGCCAUUGCUGACACAUUUGAAGCUUCUUCUUCUCAAUCAAAUGAUAUUAUGCUGAGAAGUUGACCUGUUGCUUUCAAACCGAUUGCCUGAGAUCUAAUCUACAGACAUUAAGAUCUGUGCGACAAAUAAAACAACAAACAGGAUUACAAGCA
This is a messenger RNA of Musa acuminata subsp. malaccensis (wild Malaysian banana), 3072 nucleotides long. Its product is annotated as probable galactinol--sucrose galactosyltransferase 2. The record is from RefSeq and is a predicted model, not a curated record. Gene Ontology annotation, molecular function: raffinose alpha-galactosidase activity. NCBI's taxonomy places the organism in Eukaryota, Viridiplantae, Streptophyta, Magnoliopsida, Zingiberales, Musaceae.